This is a messenger RNA of Penicillium expansum, 3981 nucleotides long. RefSeq lists its product as uncharacterized. Lineage: Eukaryota; Fungi; Ascomycota; Eurotiomycetes; Eurotiales; Aspergillaceae. Bases 1 to 3981 code for a protein of 1326 amino acids. The record is from RefSeq and is a predicted model, not a curated record. The transcript is spliced from 2 exons.
AUGGUCUUCGGUCGUCGCAAGAGAAGUGCUUCUGCUCAUCACCAGCCACUCUCCACACCCGCCGCGCAAUCCGCCCAGUCCGCCGCCAGCCAUGCUUUCCUAAAAUCCCAACCCUCCUCAGCCAGCUUGUCCUCCGCAGCGGCGGCAGCAGCGCUCCGCAACUCCACACCUACCCCGACCCCCAUUGAAAAUGUCCAGACAAAGCGCAUGGUCCAGCGGCGGAGCUCGACCCACUCACAGAUUAACCCCGUUGGCGGUCGCCGCUCGGCCAGCGUGAGUGCGACACUUCGCCGCUCCAGUAGCAAUAGUUCGAUGAGCGCACGCACCUUUCGCGACCAGUCCCCUCAUCGCCCAGCUACCAGCUCCGGGCCUGUCGGAUCCGGACCAGCACCCAUCGAUGUGCCUCCAUUACCUUCUCUCCCGACACAGUUUUCGCCGCGGAAACUGCCGAACCGACGUGCGAUGAGUAUGGAACCAUCAAUGCGUUCGCCUCCAUCGUCUCCACCGCGCGCUGGGAUGAGGGGCGUGGAUCGGGAACAUGCGCGAGGGUCUCCGAUCCAGCUAGCUACGCAUCAACGUAUAACUAGUCUUGGGACCGUUCCAGAAUUGGAACGAUCGGCGAGCCGGAAUUCGGUGAAUUUCUCGUACCCCAUGGGCUCGCGACCUACCUCGCCGACUGCAAUGUCUGAGAAUAAUCCGAUGAGCCUCCACGAUGCUAUUCAAGAAUCGAUUGCUGAGGUAUCUGACAAAUAUCCAAAAGGGAAGCCUAGAGCACAGUUAUCUGGUGAUCUGGAGGAAAGCCCUGUUGCAGACAAAUAUGGUCCUCUGGCUGGCACCGCAGGUGCUGCAGCUCACCCGGUUGGCGUGCCGAAGGACAGCCCAAGUUCGAAUGUUCGGAGUGGAAACGUGCGAAAUUCGUUUAUAGAGGCUGAUGCUCUAGACCAUUAUACUGGUACCACAGUGCCUGCUGUGACAAGCGUGGAAAGUGAACACCCAUCCUCCCGAGUCCUUCCUGAGCGGUGGCCAUCCACCGUUCGAGAAGAGCCCGAGGAUGGCGAUACGAAUAUCGAAGAUAUCCCUAUACGGCAAGGCAGAGACCGCACAACGAGUGCAUCGCCAACUACUGAUCAUGUAGAGGCAGCACCAGUGCCCUCGUCACCCUCAUCGGAACUGCAAAUAGGGCAGCAGCCACAUCGUCAAUCAAGCAGCCCAGGUCGAACUGCUCGUUUUUCCAGAUUGCUCUCUGUAGCUGGAGCCGGUGAUCAAGUUCACCAGCCUCCGCCCAGAUCAGUAUCUCCUGUCAAAUCGGCCUUGAAACACCCAAGGGGAAGCUCUUUAUCGCCAGAUGGAAGGGUUGGGGCAACCGGUCGAGUCCUACCAUCGAACGAACUAUCAGAUGGUACCUCAGUCGCUUCUGACGAAGGGUCCCGGGUGGACACCAGGAAGAAGCCUGCCAAGGUCAGUUUCGAUGAUGAGGCUGAAGUCGUCAAUAUAGCAGCCAGCCCUCCUACCUCGCCAGAAGAAUAUACGCCUGAUUUCCCGUCCGGCGGCAAAGCCAAAUCUCCCAUGAAUUGGCUUGGUGUUGGCAAAAAGAAGUCGCCCGCGGAGUUUGCGAGCGAUGAUGACUGGGAUGUAGUCAUCAAACCCCGACAAGUCCUUCCAUCUUUCGGUAGCAUUCGAGGGAGCCGAGGUGGUCCCCUCAAGAGAUCACCAAUCCCAGAUUUCAGUGACAAUGAGUCCAGCUCUUCAUCUGCAUCUGAUAUGGCGCCAAGGCCGGAUAUGUCGCUCCCAAAUGAAUACUUCCAACCACGCGGUUUGAGCGCUCUGGAGCAGUUGUCUCUCAACGGCAGCUUGCCGACUUCGCAUUCGGAUACCAACAAACGAGAGGAUACAGUCACCGAUGAUGACACUGAGAAACAGCCAUAUUCUAGCGUGAGCUCAAAAUUGUCCGUGCCUGACAUUGCUGUCGAGCCUGCUACACCCCCAGCAGAUGGAACCAAUCAAAGUUUCGAUACGAAGAGAUCCAGCAUGGAACAGUAUAGGAUUCCGGGUGGGUUCCCGCCUUCCAGCAUAGACCGCACUCUCGAUUCGACUGCAAAGAAUACUAGCGCCCAGGCCGUAGCGAGCGCCCUUCCAAAGCUGGAUGACGUGGAUACUGAGGAGGAGUCUGGUGAUAGCGUCUACAGCGAUGCAGCGGAAGACAUGGACGGUGAUGGGUUUGGAUCCAUCAAUGCAAUUGUCGAUAGCCGGUCAGCCCCUAGGUCGGCACCGAUCGAGGAGAAUGCGAGCGAAUCUCGGGACGCAACGCCAAGGCCUAUCGGUAGAGCCGCCAUCGUGGAUAGUCAAUCACAAAAUGUGACAGGUCAACCACCCGAAGAGCGUUCCGUGACACCAACUCAAGAUUCGGUCAACCGCCUGGCAGAGGAAUUCCCCACCUCUUCGGUUGGCCAUGGACUUGGUUCUGCAUACCCGCCAGUGCCAAUCCAGUCGCAAACUCCCAACGUGACUGCUCAGAAUGCCAACGUCCAAGCACAGCGCACUAUGCGGCCCCGCCCUAUCUCGGUGGACGUGAAUGGCGCGUCUCGGGAUCCUCGGUGGUCGAGCAACGAUACCUCCCCGCGAGGUAGCAAGGCUAAACCACGUCCAAUGUCUCUUGGUCCGACUUUCCACAAUUUAGGAGGACAAACAGGUAUACCUGACACUCUCCGCCGGAAAAUGUCGAAUGGAAGUGAUUCCUCGAGCAGCUUCAAACGCUCUUCUCCGCGUUCAGAUACACACUCCAUGCGACGGACAAUGAGAUCUGGUGCUGCUGGUGCUAACGUUCGAGUCCAAUCUCCAACAGAGCGCAAUGAGUCACACCUUGAAAAUCGUCCUCUUUCAUCUGGCUCCUCGAAUGGCACAAUGCGCAAGACUCUCCGAGGGCCUACUGGAGGUGAGCGAUAUUCCUUUUUCUCGACGAACAAGAAGGCGCCACCGAGAGCCAAAUUCACCAAGGCGCCCCCAAAGUCGGCGCGUGCAAGUCGGUUCGCAAAUUCAGAUGGCGAGGAUGAAGCCCGGCCCCAGGUCUUCACCAGUCGAUUCGCAGAUUCGAGUGAUGAAGGUGACCCUGGACGUAAUAAGUUACGCCCUGUCCGCGGUAUCCCCCGUCGCCAAGGUGCUGACGAUGGUGACUCGACAGAGUUGGAAGAUAGCUCAGAAGAAGGCGCCCGGCAGCAAGCACAACCAGUACUUGCAUCUCAGACAAUGGCCUCUGCAUACGGGUCCCGCGGAAAAAAUGCACCAAAUAUGUCUGGAAUGGCAGCUGUGGCCAAACAACGUGGCAUGUCGCAGAGAGACUUGGAGGAGUUCAUCAUGGCGCCUCCCGGUGGUCAGAAGAGAGGACUUCUCACCCGACUUGGCAUCAAGAAACCCAGGAACUCGGAACAUGGAUUUCGCGAAGCUGGCGUCGAGAGCCCCCUAGAGCGGUCCCGUCUGGAACUCGAUCAAUUACGGAGCGAGGGCAUGAUGAAUGGGAACCACGGCAUCACAACAACCACAGUUUCUGCCGGGAAUCCUGAGCCGACUCGUUCAUCUAAGCUAGUGAAGAGAAACUCUAAGCGCCAGUCGACAGGACCAAACUCUUGGCCCCUUCACUCCAACAACACCAAGGAAGAAGAACCUCUUCAGCCAGUCGUGGAACAGCCAUACAGCGCCCCGUCGUAUGCACUCCAAUCACAGGAUCCCGUGCCGGCAACAAAUGGUGCAGGCGCAGCACAAAAUGGAAGCAUCGUUGUCAAUGGGGAUGAUGAUGCUCACAGUGCAUCUCCGGUUGCAAAGAUAUCCGAGGCACCCCGCGACGGACCAGAUCCCAACAAUGGCGGCACCUCUGAAGUCACGAACCCCGAUGGCCAUGGACUUUCGGCGCGCGAGGUUGUAAUCGCUGGCUCAGGACGAAAGAAACGAUUUCCUCUUCUCCGGAAGGCAUUCGGUCUACGCGAUUGA